UCUGGAAUGUAAGCUUAUAGAGAAGUUACACAUCUAUUUUAUCUUGUGUUUCUCAUGCAAUCCUGAGGAGCAGGCUUAUAUUUCCUUUACUAGCCAGUGAACAGGCAACACCCGCCCUCAGCCUUCUCCCAGGGCCUGUUCAUCUGCAAGACCGCGAAGCAAGAGCCAAUUAAGGCGACACCUGCAUCUUGAGCUCCACGCGCCUCUAAUCUCGAAAUUUGCCAGAGAGUGUGAGACUCCAGCCUCCUCAGAUCUCUCUUUCUCCUACAGCAUAUUCACCAUUUAGGAGGCCUGAACCUAAGCAAUGAAGGUGGGGCUCAAGAAUAGAAAAGGAGAGUGGUCUCACGUGGAGGAAGUGGGCCUCUGCGAUCCAUCUUCAGCUAGUCAACUUUUAAUGGAAGCGGUUCCUGAAUUUCCCCAGGGCAAACAGAAUGUAGGGAGAAGGGAAGAAGAUACAAGAACAAAGAACUGUGUACAUGAGCCAGCAUCAUGGUGGAAACACACCCAAGGCUGACGGUUAUCCCUGGCUUUCUUCAGCUGUGAACGGCUCAGCGGGGCAGGAGACGCAGAGGCAGCUUCCGGAGGUGCUGAGUGGGGCCCGGGAACCACCUCGAGAGGACGGGCUGCCUCUGCUCACCGUGAUCAUCGCUCUCUUUGUCCUGCUGGCAGUCUGUAUCGUGGUGGCAGUCCACUUUGGGCCAAGUCUACACCAGGGCCGUGCCACUCUCCCCACAGAGCCACCAGCCCCAAAGCCAGAGGGUGGCAUCUACCUCAUCCACUGGCGAGUGCUGGGCUCCCAGGACAUUCAUGGAGACGCCCAGCAGGACCCUCCUGUCUCUGGCUCCUGCCUUGUGCCAGAUGGGCCUAGGCUCAGCAUCGACGAAGUCACGUACCUGUAGGAGGAAGACUUUGGAAAGUAGGCCAGACCUGGUCAGAGCAAGAAACUGGACAGAGAAUUAGGGCAAAGGCAAAUUGGGGCCUGGGCGUCAGAUCUUUGGAAGUGCACACACGGACUCAGCUGGAGCUGCCCUCGGGGCAGAAUACAGAGAAAGCCUUGAUGUGGACAGGGGGAAUAAAGAAGCUUGAGGGCCCUGCCCAGA
Messenger RNA from Eptesicus fuscus (big brown bat), 1100 nucleotides. RefSeq names its product small integral membrane protein 33 (gene SMIM33). The transcript is spliced from 2 exons. The record is from RefSeq and is a predicted model, not a curated record. The coding region runs from base 477 to 899 and encodes 140 amino acids. Lineage: Eukaryota; Metazoa; Chordata; Mammalia; Chiroptera; Vespertilionidae.